Actinia tenebrosa (Australian red waratah sea anemone) is the source of this 4523-nucleotide messenger RNA. Its product is annotated as large proline-rich protein bag6-A. Gene Ontology annotation, biological process: ERAD pathway. Gene Ontology annotation, cellular component: BAT3 complex. Lineage: Eukaryota; Metazoa; Cnidaria; Anthozoa; Actiniaria; Actiniidae. The record is from RefSeq and is a predicted model, not a curated record. Gene Ontology annotation, molecular function: polyubiquitin modification-dependent protein binding; misfolded protein binding.
GGGAGUGGGUUAGUCAGGUCGAAAUCGGAGUUGAAAUAUUUGAGAGUUUUCGUCUAAAAAUUCUUAAAUAUUUUGAGUUAUUAAGGGUAUUUUAAAUUAUUUGUUAGUAGGAUAUAUACUAAUUGAUAUGAUGCAAGUCACGGUGAAGACAUUGGACGCUGAAACGCGUGUUUUUACCGUCGAUGACGAGGCAUCGGUUGAAGAUUUCAAGAAGCAGAUAGCGUCGGAAGUUGCUAUACCAGCGGAAAGGCAGCGCCUCAUUUUCAAAGGAAAGGUUCUUCAAGAUUCCUCAAGUUUAGGAAGUUAUGGUGUGGAUGGUUGUGUUGUUCAUCUGGUCGAAAGGAAGCCUCCCUCCAGCACCAGGGCAGAUGGAGAUGGUUCCAGUCAAUCGACAUCACGCCACGGCACAGAGCAAACAGGAGAUGGCCAUGGUUUUUCCUCCACAUUCAAUCAUCCUACAGAGGUUAUAAACAUUUCACAGCAAAUUGUUCAAGGGUUGAUGAAUCAGUUGGGGUUGGAUUCUGCUCAAGCAAAUGUUAGCACCUCACAAUCUGGAGAUGGCUCCACUCUGAAUGUACAUAUCAAUCUACUGGCAUCAGCCAAUGGGAAUGCCAGUGAUGCAGGAUUACGGAUAUCAAAAGCAAGACAGUUCUUGAGAGCUGCAAGAAGCUCACUCAACAGAGCCGAGGGUGAGGGAGUGUUACCAUCUCCGAUGGACACAAGUAGUACUCCAAGAGAAACAGACUCAAGGUCAUCAACAGAGCAGGAAAGUGGCUCAGAUUCUCAAGCAAAUCAGACGCAAAGUCAAAAUGGAAGUCCAUCAGAACUGGCAGAUGUUUUAGGUGAACUACAGGAGAUGAAUGCUAUAUUACACCCUAUACUAGCAAGAUAUAGUACUCUGCUUAGUUCCAAUUCUGCUGAGGAUUUACUUCCUUCUGACGACAGUCUGCCAGACAGAGUUGCCGAGACACUACACAAUUUGAGCCAUGCAUACCAUGCUCUGUCUGACCUGACCUUUAACUUCAGGUCCCCAGAGCCUCRGCAUCUUAAUGUGCUCCCACCUCUUUCUGGACAUGUGGGCGCAAGUCCAAUGUUGUCUUCUCUUUUUCCAGGAAUGCAAAAUCCUGGAUCACAAAACACCCAACAGGGUUCAACAAGUGUUAACGCCUCAGGCAGUAGAGUGCACAUUGUCCCAGCCAUUGCYUUCACGUCAGUGAUCACUAGCUCCAUACCCCGCCCACAUGGCAACCAUCCCAAUAACCCACCCACCUCUGGACCUGACACUCGCACCAACCAGUCACCUGGCUUUAUGUUAAAUUUUGGAUCUCUGGGCAACAGUGGUAGCCAUGGUAACCAAGGAUCCAAUGGCACUCAGAGAACAACUGCUAAUAGUGGGUCGCAAACAACAUCAACAUCGAGUGGAACACGUACRACAACCAGYGGAGCAGAUAGUGUGCGAAUUGUCAUGGAUGACAUUGUAGCGUUACUCUCUAAUUCUAGCAACCCAGUGACAUCACACAGUGAGACGUCAAGAACAGCUACUGCUACGCCCUCCCCUGGACGCAGCCAAGGAGAUAACCAGACACAAACCCAGAACUCUGGUACGGCAGGAACAUCUCGUGUUAUCCCAAGGAUAGGGCUCGGGUCGCUGCCAUUGAAUUCAAGUCACCCUGAUCCUCUAGUUCCUUGUGAAUCCUUUCAUUUUGGCCCCAGGGCUCACCAACCACAUGGAACACAGGGAGCCCAAGAGCAGGAGAGAACCCAAGAAGAGCAUGCAAGUAGGGAGGCCACACAGGAAUCUCAGAACCAAGGCCCUCCACAGUCAUUUUCUGAUGUGUUUGCAUCUAUGUUUCAAGGAGCUAGUGCUAGACCUAGUCAGACUCCUUCACAAGGUAGAACAACAAGAAGUGAUAGUUCUGACCCACUUGRUUCAACAGGCCAGGUAGUAGAGACAUUGAUAGACCUGUUGGCAAGGACACAAGAUGAUGACACUUCUACUAGUGGCGGCAGUCAGUCAAGGGAACAAUCRGGACGACAGAGGACCACAAGUGGACCAGCAUUAGACCUUGAUAUCUUACGAAAUGUUGUAAUGAGUUCCAUUGGUGAGGCAAGCAGUGGAGAAAUAGGUUCUCAUCAGACUAUAAAUGACUUCAUAAAUCAGCUGCCGCAAGAAGGUGAAGAACUGAAUGCUCCCUCGGAUGGCGUGAUAGAAGGACCACUUUUAAACAAGCUGAUUGAGCGGUUUGGAAUGGUCAUGUCUUUACAAGAUAUAAUAUUUAUUAUGUUAGGUCAAUCAGAACCGUAUGCGCGCGUUCACAGACUCCUCCGCGAGUAUCUCRAUAAUGAUUUAUUAAACGGAGAACAAGCUUCAGACCAAAACAUACAGAGAGUAUCUUCUGAUAUAGCGGCUGAGCUGGUUAAUGGAAUGCGUGAGAGUUUGAUGUCUGUUCCUUCUAGAGAUGACAUYGAUAUAAAUGCAUCAAUGCAAAGUUAUCUAGAACAUUCAAUUCAAAGAGUUCUAAUAAUGGCAAGAGACUUAGAUGAUAUUGAAUUUGCUGCUCAAUUCCCUGGCCAUGCCCAGCGUUCUUGUACAGACUUGUGUAUCUUAUUAAUCAUGUGUCUUCGUGAUGGGGUGCAAGGAGCACAGAACAUAAUAACAAGGAGAUUGCCAUCCUUCACCCUCACACGAGGUGUUCAUCCGAUGGUCAUGAGGAGCUUUCAAAUGACAGUGAUGCAGAAUAUAAAUACUGCUAAUACACUGAGGCCACAGAGAGAAGAAUCUCUCAAUCAGUAUGUGAAAAGAAAGGAAGCGAAGAAAGAUCAAGGCAAACAAGCCCAUGCAGCAGAACAAUCUUCAAAUGUGGUCGAUAGUUCAGAGGUUAACAGCCAACACUCUGACGAUUCUGAGGCAUUUGAAACUCCUCCCGCUUCACUGUCUGCUAAUGAUACCAAUGAAGACAAACACACGUCAUGUGAGGAUGCCAUGGAAUUAGACCCUAAAGAUGAGGAAGAUAUUGAUAAAGACAAACUGUCUGCUAAGCACAAUGAUGAAGCCAAACACAUGGAAAUAGAGUCUGGAAAUGGUGAAGAAUGGAAAAGAAUUGUACCAGAGGAAUGGGUACCUAUUAUCAAYCGUGAUGUGAUACGACAAUUAAGAGUUCCUCAGCAGGCUCCAUUCAGUGAUGCUUAUCUUAGCGGCUUGCCACCAAAGAGAAGAAAGACUGCAGAUCAGAGAGCCAUCUGUCCAUCAGAAGAAACCAUCCCGUCAAUUGUGAGACAAGCUGUGCUGGCUGCUGGAGUUACGCCCAGGACCAGUAUGGAAGGUAUGAUGUAUUCAUAAUAAUAAUGAUAGUACCAAACAAUGUAAAGAAAGAACUUGAAAUUUUACACACAGAUCAAACCCUGAAACAGCCUCUGGGCUGAUUUAAGCCAGGGCACGGCUAGCUCACAGAUCACACCAUGAAACAACCUCUGGGCUGAUCUAAGUCAGGAAACGGCUGACCCACAGAUCAAAUUGGAAUUUAGCGUGUUGAACGCAAGGCUCCAGAGGUGAUAGGCGAAUGCACUACCGCUACACUACCCUUGAUUCUGAAGAUAAUUCAUGAAAACAACCUUCAUAUAUCAUGUCACGUUAUUGUACGACAUAUACGUUACAGUCGUUUUUAUGCGUCUAUGAAAAGUCACGGCACUGUAGUGUCAUUGCGUGACCGUGCCGUGUGAUUGAUGCAAGAGUGUCGUCAGCGUGACAGCGCUGAGUGCCGCUUCACAGUCGUACAAAGUCUAAACUAGAGUAGUUUUUGUAUGACGUUCAAAGCAAGUGCACCCACAAAGAGGCGCGCAGAAUUUUGGACCAAUGAAAACACUAAAACACGGUGCCGUCACAGAUACAGUACAGGAAGGCUUUACAUUAAAUUUAAUUGGUGUUAGUGGUUUAUCUUUAGAGGAAGAAUUAACGUUUCCAAAAAAGAUGUGCUCAAUCGUCCAAUAUCUUUAAAACAAAGCUAUUUUGGGGUAUUUCCAAUAUUCAAUUUGUCCAUCAACAAUUAAAAGAUGAAACGUUUAGUCAAUCUUUUAAUGUGUGUUUGCAGGAGGCGACCUAGACGCUGAUUGGCCUCUUUUUCCUGAACAUCAUAAAAAUCUCCCUUUUUGUUUCGUUUAUGUGGCUUGAGUUUUUUCUCUGUCUAGGGUCUUCCUUUUUCUGUUACAAGACUAUUUUGUAUCUGUUUGUCCAUUUUUUUAAUCCAUUUUUUCUUUCUUUUGUUUGUUCUGUUGACUUUUCUCUUUGACACCUUUUAUUCAUAUUUUAUCCAACUGAAUAAACUUUUCUUCCCGUCUUUUUCAAUAAAUCCAACAUUAUUAAACAUUUAGUUUACCAUAUUCUCCCCUGUUCAAACAUCUUUACUUUUUUUUUGGCAUCACUUGAGACGCCAAAUUUACGACCUCAUUAUAAACGCAAACUUAACGCGCUAAUUACCUUCUUAUCGCCUCGCAAUUCAUUUUAUGCUAAUGUUUUGGAUUUUUUU